AUCAGAUAACGUCAAAAGAAGAAAACAAACAUGGCGUCCCUCAGCAGCGACGAGUGGACAGCAAUCUGCGAUAAAUUUACCAACGCCCAAAACCUCACUGAAGUCACAUCUCGAAACGACCCAGAAAAUGACCCUUUUCGUUCCAAAUACAAAGCCAGAGACCUCCUCCGAGAAAUACACUGCUCGCUGAAGAGUUUCGAAGCCGGUGACGGGGAGGAAGACGGCGAGGCGCAGGGCGGCGACCAGCGGCCGACCGAGGCUCCGGUGGACGGCCAGCUCGAGGAAAUGUUCGAGCAAGGCUUCGACGGUGACUCGCCCAGCGGACACAGGACCGCGAGGCUCGCGGCGGUGGAAUAUUACCUGGGCGUGAACCAUGUGGACACGGAGGAGCUGUCGGCCGGCCAGGAGCACCUCAUGAACUGCAUGAAACUGCUGGAGAAAUGCAGAGUGUCUACAGAGAAUGUGUCGUUAUUCAUUCAUGUCCGGAACCAGCUGGGCAUCCUCUGGGCAGGUCGGGAGGAGACUGAGAUGGCACAGGGAUUCCUGGAAACGGCUGAGGCCAUUUACCUGCGCUACAUGAAGGAGGAUGGAAGUCCUCCCACUGAUCUGGUGGAGUAUUUUGCUAGCAAUGAGAAGCUGCUGACACAUCAGGAAAAGAACAAAAAGUUUGAGCUGGCCUACACACACACUAUGUAUUACCUUGCUCAGGUCUAUCAAAACCUUGGUCAGACAGAGCGAGCUGCUGCAUAUUGCCACAGCACCCUGCAGAGACAGCUGCAGUUAGGUCAGUUCAGUCCAAUGGAGUGGGCUCUGAACGCCGCUACACUGUCACAGUAUUACAUCACAAAGGGGCGAUACAUGGAGGGCAGACACUGCCUCUCAGCAGCCACCGUCAUAUCUGGUUUAGCAGGAGAAGUUCCAUCUGAGGCUGCUGCGCAAGAAAGUGACACAGAGCGUGAGCGUCGGGAUCAGCUCAGGCAGAAGAGAGCUGAGAUAGCAAGAUGCUGGAUCAAAUACUGUCUCAUCAUCCUUGAUGAUGCCAAGAAAGCGCUUGAGGACAACAUCGGGGAGCUUGAUACUGAUCUUCAGGAGGAGUUGAAGAGGAAGAGGAGGCUUGAGGUGGAGGAAGAAGAAAAGGGCAGGAAGAGUGCUCUGCUCUUUGGCUCUGAGGACACUUUUGACUCAAUCGCUAGCCUGGAGGAGAAGGUGAGCUGCUUGCUCCCGCUGGACUUUACCGAGGCCAGGAAUGUAUUUUUGGUGGGACAAAACUCUGUCAUACAGGCUAAGGAGUACUUUCAGAUGGAUGGCUAUGUGACGGACCACAUUGAGAUCCUGCAGGAUCAUAGCGCUCUCUUCAGAGCUCUAGCCUUCUUUGAAGAGGAUGUUGAACGACGCUGCAAGAUGCACAAACGACGGGUUGACAUGCUGGAGACCAUCUGCAUUGAACUGAACGCCCAGUACUACCUCAUGAUCCGCAGACAGCUGAUGUUUGAGCUUGCCGAGACCUACAACGAAAUGAUGGACCUGAAACUGACUCUAGCCAACAGACAAGCUGACACACAGUCUCUUGAUAACCACACCAUAAAGAAAUUCAACAGCCUUUGCUCUGCCUCCACCAAGUACUUCCAGAUGUUCCUAGAUUCCCUGCGUUCUCCGGAGGGGAAGUUUCCCGAGCACCUGGAGGAGGAGGUGCUCAGACCGGCCUUGGUGGCCCGCUUCAGAGUAGCCCGACUGCACAGCCGCCUGAUUUGCUCUCUCCCGCUUAUGCAGCUGGACAACCUCAACAACUCACUGGAAAACUACAAAUACAUCGUUCAGUACUGCGAAGCUCACCCUGAGGCCGCCGGCGCCGCGGAGUCUGAGCUGGAGUUGAGCAAGGAGAUGGUGGGCCUGCUUCCUCUCAAAAUCAACCGCCUCAAAGCGAGGAUGGCUGCUAACAACUGAAUUUUGGGCGUACAGUAUUAGAAUUGAUCAUUCCUCGUUCGUGCCGUGUGUGCAUGCUGUGUGAAAUCAAGUGUGUGGCCACAUACAGAGAAUACAUAUUCCCUUCAGUACAGUUUAAAGGGGAGAUAUUAUGGAAGACUGACUUUAUAACAUCUUGUUUGCAAAUUGUUGUGGCUUGCCAUUGGCUCAGCACUAUUCGAGGUGGUGUGAGGCCUGGUGCACUGCACGAAACAGAUCUGCUCUUAAAAUGAACAAAUUCCACCAUUGAAAGUCUAAAAACUGUUAAAAUACGAAAAAAAAUAUUAUUUUAACAUAAACUAUAACCUAACCUUUACUAGGGAUGGAACGUUUUUUGAAAACUGUCAAAACUGUAUGGUUUGACUGUUUUGGCUCUGUCCGCAUGUGUUCCCAUUCGGUUCAUAACGUGCGACUCAUCUUUUUCCAAUGAGGCGACAGUGUUACGCCAAAGCACAGUAGCAAGUUAGCUAAGAUGGCAGUGCGGAUCGUCAUGUGGGUAAUGCCCUCCAGCGAUGCAGCUGCCAACAAUAUUGAACGGGGCGCAUCACCAGAGAUGUUGCUUUGGAGAGAACAGAUUCAGACCCGGGAGAAGCAGUAAGUUGACGGUGGUACUAUCGUGUCUUUUCUUUCCAACGCAAUAUCUCCGGUUCCUCGGCUUCAGAUUUUCUCCAAGAAACCACGGUCGUGAUAUCGCUAUAAUGACUGAGGUGUUUUGAUUACCACGGAAAGUUUGCUUCACCCGAGGAUACGCGAUGCUAGCAUGUAGCGAGCUAGCCUUUAAAAAGAGGGAGGCAUAAACACAAACUGUUGCAAUUCCCACACCGUUUUACCUGAUUUGGAUGUAAAUCCACUCAAAGCUGAAUUCUGCAGCAAACGUAUUGUUCAUUUCGUUUCAAAUCCAUUGUGGUGGUGUUUAGAACCAAAAGGAUGACAAUUGUGUUCAUAUCCUAAUUGUUUAUGGUCGUGACUGGAAGAAUAUCAAUGCUGCUAGUGACAUAAAGAUGAAGUUGAAUGAACUUUAUACAUAAGCUGAGCUCAUUCACGUAUCAUCAGUAGACCUUUGUUGAGCAAAGGCACUGUCAGAUUUCGCUUAUCCGCAGGACUAAUCGGGAAAAAUGUCCUGACCGACUCUCCGUUUAAAGGGUCAAACUCCCCCCUUUUUCCUUUACCGGCUCUAACGCCGUAUGAGCAAGGAGAUGAGGAGCUGUUAAGCCGGUGUCGAGAUGAAUUCGCCUAGGUGUGCUAACUGCCUUUAGUUUUACAGAGCCAAUCCGGUCUGACUUCACGUAUCACCCCUUGAUGAGUAACCACACCGAGUGAAAGGGUAAUAUCGUAAAUACUCCGUUUUUACAGCAGUUCCAUCCCUAAAAAAUCGAUUGCAUUUGUUAAAGACCUAGUAAGUUUAACAGUCCUUGUUAGAACCGUACGGAUUUGUUUUAUUGUUAAGCCGAAGUAAUAUAAAUGAGUUAAGUUUUGGAAUGGAGUUACUACCCGAUAUUAUGGGUAUCGUCGACGUUCAAUCACUUAUAAGAGGUUGAGUGUUAAAAAUGAGAUAACUUCUCAUUAUAAGAAUGACAAAGAUAGAAUAGAAUUAAAGCAAAGUUUUUAUUUCAGUGAUUACUUAAGGUUAAAAUGAUAAUAUGACAGAAAGGGUUUAUAAUAUAAAAAAUCAAUAAUAAUAAUAAUAACAAAAAUUAGAAAGAAAUAGAAGAAAUUAAAAAUAAUGUAUCAUAAAACAAGUAUUGCCUUUUGAGUGAGCCUUAAGGAGUGAUCAAGUCCUACAGAGCCGUGAUGCCGAAUUAAUAAUAAGAUAAUUUGGAAUAUAAGAAACCUGGACAGCUGACUAGCUCUCUUCCCCUUUUUCACGCAACACCAAUAGCGGUUCUAUUAGUUACCUUAUUAUAAUGAUAUUGUAGUCUUACCCAAUUUAAGGAGGAAUAUUCAAAAAUGAGUCACUAUCCAAGUAGCUUGAUAAAUCCCUCCGGCCAGCGUGUCCCUUAGUAUUGCGAAAGAAAAGAACGUGUGUCUCCCUGUCCUGGUCAGGAUAGGAAGCCCCGCUCCUCCCUCGUAUAAGGCUUUUAAAACCUUGGUUUUCUUAGAAACUCCCUUUUUCUAAAAUAUGACAUCAGCGUUGUCCUGACCUGACCUCCUAUUUUUUCUCUCAGCGUGUCCUUAUUUUGACCUGAGCGGGAAGCACCUGUUUUUCCCUCAAAAUGGCGUCAGUGUUAUCCUGACCUGACCUCUUAUUUGCUCACUCAAAUAGGCCUCUUUUUGGUAAAUAUAUCCAUUUCCAAGCAUAUUUCAUAUGUCUUGACUUCAACCAAUACAUUUCAUCUCAUCAUGUUAAGUUCUAAGCAAUUCAGCAGUACAUGAGUAUAUUGUAAAUUCCAAAUAAAUGUAUAUACUUCCAUGUGAAUACAAUUCUCUCAUGCAUUCAACAGGUUCAAUCAUCCUUAUGUGAUAUAUCAUGUGUUAUUGUUGUCUGAGAGAGACAAUUCCACACAGGUUACAGUUCAUACACAAAAGCCGUUACAAAGCAUUAUUCCUUUAGUAUAUCAAAAGUAAGAAUAGUAAAUAAUAGCCUAUCCAGGCCUGAUGUACAUUUUAUCAAUGAUUCCUAAUUGUACAUCCAAGUUUAUAACAUCAAAGAGAACAUCAAAAUCAUCUCAAGGAUAUAAAAUCAAAUAAUGGUUAUAAGUGGUUGACUUUCGUAUGUGUUUGUUUACCAUAAUACGGGGUUUAAUAGAUUUAGGACUUUUAACUUCUUUGCUUGAACUGGCGACUCAUAAUUCUACUUUGGUUUGGCGACCUCUGGUGGUUAAACCAGGGAUUGCAAACUGGGGCUGACACCUAAUCAUGAUCACAAUUUGGUAUGGCGACCCUUGGUGGUUAAACUAGAAAUUGCAAACUGGGGCUAAGCUCAACCAUAUGAUCCCAGCUACAUAAGCCAAUUACUAUCUAUGUUCCAUUCCAUCCAUGCUUCACGUAGCUUCGGCCGCCCACUUGACAGCACCUAUUUUACAUUUGAAAAAUGAAAUGUCACAGUUACCAACCAAACAAAAAUAUAAAAUGUCUGAAUACUGAAAGCUCGUCGAGUUUAGUCACAAAUGUACUUGGUGUGAAAUCUGGGCUUGUUGAUCACAAAGCUGAUAUAUUUGCAGGAAGCCAACGUAUUGUGUUGCAUGAAUAGCAACAGGUGGGUACACAGCUUUAUUGUAACUUUUGCCAUCCAAAGGAAGAGCAUUUAAUUGUUAUGCCUGUCACUAAAUCCCACUGGCAUGAGUAGACGAACUAAGAUAUAUUUCUGAUUCAUUAAAAAAUGUAAUGAUCAUCCAAAAUGACACAACAUAAUUUUCUUAAGAGUCAACGUGUACCGAACCGAAAACCGUCACCACAAAACCGAGGUACGAACGAUGUAUUUUGUAAACCUUUCUACCCCUAACCUUCACAAAUCACCGUGGUGGAAAGACACACCUUAAUAGCUAGAUUUAAUGUAUACAACACUAAUUAAGUCCUUUUGUCAUGUUUUUUAUUUUUUUUUGUUAGUCAUGAUGAAGGAAUUCAUGUGCCCUUCUCUUACUCUUUCUCUGCUGAUUGAUGAACAACUUUGAGGGUCAAACACUUCACCAGUGGAUUGUAUUUAUGUGAUGCCUGGAUCGAUGUAAAAUACUUAAAAGCCUUCCUAUGUUUUGCCUUUUCAAACGUCAUGAUGUAGUUCCCCCCCAUCUUAAUAGCAUCAUGUCAAUGUAGAUAAUGUAUGCAAUGGUAAUAAAUCAUACAGUUAUCACCUACA
Molecule: messenger RNA, 5755 nt
Organism: Phyllopteryx taeniolatus (common seadragon)
Lineage: Eukaryota; Metazoa; Chordata; Actinopteri; Syngnathiformes; Syngnathidae
Gene: kifbp
Product: kinesin family binding protein
Exons: 13
Coding region: 31-1944 (637 amino acids)
Molecular function (GO): protein binding
Source: RefSeq, a predicted model, not a curated record